Messenger RNA from Cooperia oncophora, 1356 nucleotides. NCBI's taxonomy places the organism in Eukaryota, Metazoa, Nematoda, Chromadorea, Rhabditida, Trichostrongylidae. The record is from the annotation of a GenBank genome assembly.
AUGGGGGCCAAUAUGACAGUCGCAGCUCCACAGCGUCCUUACAUACCACAGAUGCCACAAAUGCCAAAUAUUGAACAGAUGUCGUUCGGCCCUGAUGCUUCAGUAGAGCGACCGGAUCCAAUUAUGAAAACAGCAAUUGAGCCAGAAGGGGAAUACGAGCCCUUGUGCAAUCUGGAAACAUCGCUGCCACUGUCACCACCGAAAGAUAAGUCUUCGAAGGAGAAGAGUGCACAAGGCAAAAGGAAAGCUCCCCGAACCACUUUGGCAGAAAAGUCAAGGCCUCCCCGAACCUUUUCGGCAGAAAAGCCAAGGGCGCCUCAAGCCACUGCUCCACAGAAGCUAGCUGUGUCUCAAGCUGUAAUUCCACAAAAGGCGAACGUAGCCCAAGUCAGUGCAGCACAAAAGGUGAAUGCACCCCAAACCAGCACGGUACAAAAACCGAAUGUGCCCCACGCCACUACACCACAGAAGCCAGUUGUGGCUCAAGCCAGCACGCCACAGAGGCCAGUUGUGGCUCAAGCCAGCACGCCACAGAGGCCAGUUGUGGCUCAAGCCAGCACGCCACAGAGGCCAGUUGUGGCUCAAGCCAGCACGCCACAGAGGCCAGUUGUGGCUCAAGCCAGCACGCCACAGAGGCCAGUUGUGGCUCAAGCCAGCACGCCACAGAGGCCAGUUGUGGCUCAAGCCAGCACGCCACAGAGGCCAGUUGUGGCUCAAGGCACGCCACAGAAGCCCACCGUGCCUCAACGGAGCGCCCUACAGAAGCCAAAUGUGCCUCAAGCUGGCACUCCACAGAAAGCUGCUGUGCAGAAGCCAGCUGCGCUUCAAGCUAGCGCUCCACAGAAGCCCUCUGUGCCUGAACGCAGCGCGCUACAAAAGCCAGCUGUGACUCAAGCUAGCGCUCCACAAAAGCCAAUUGUUUCUCAGGUCAGUGCUGCACAAAAGCCAAGUGUGCCUCAAGCCGACGCCCCGCAGAAGGUCAAGGCUCCCCAGGUUGCCACUACUCAAAAGGCAAGUGCGCCUCAAGCCAGCGAACCACAGAAGAAUAGUGCGCCUCAAGCAAAACCCAAGACGCCCGUUGCAUGCGCUCCAAAGGGACCAGUCCAUCCUCAGCCCAAAGCUACUACUCCUACCCAGCAACUACCCUUAAAACCAUUUGCAGGGACCUCUAGUGAAUACGCCCAUACGCCUGAUUACAAUAAGUCUGUGGUGAAGACAGCAUUAAUUGUGCGACCGCCGCAGGACCAGGAAGCCGUAGCAAGUCCCUGGGCCAGGAACUACGACACCUUGAAACCACUGCCUGAUUCGAAGGACGUGUUCACGAAAGUUGUGCCAGUGAUUAAUAAGACGAAAUAA